GCUCCUGGACGCUGCGCACACUCUCUCCCGGGGCACCCCGACACACGCACACACACACACACACACACACACACACCCGACACUACAUACACGCACACGCGCGGACGGACACGCACACGAAGAAGAGCCACGCAAGUGUCGCGCGUGGGACUCGACGCAUUUCGUUUGGGGUGUUGUUAAGAUGGCUCACAUAUGAGGAGGAGGACGCGGCGGGAUGCGCACCUAAACAAGUGUCUCCUCUUGACUCCUCGAGCCGGAUACCGAGACACACCGCAGGAGAUAACUCGCUAAUUCUUCUUCUCUUUUUUUAAUUCUUUUUUUCUUUUUUUUUUCUUCUUUUUGUGUGUGUGUGUGUGUGUGUGUGUUGCUCUCUUGUCAUUUGGAUUGAUCUUGGUCCUCGAUCCUCCCCUCCCUCACCUCACACGCGAAGUGACAAAAGUUGUGUGGACUACAUGGAUUUCUGACGUGGCCAUUUUUUUGUGUGUGCGUGUGUGUGUGUGUUGUGUGUGUGUGUGACUGACUCGUCCCCAAGCACCCAAGGGUGCGCUCCUCGUCAUUCACCUUGUUGACGCACCCCUGAAGAUCCAGAAGGGGAGGGGGUGGGGGGUGACAUAUAUCCCCCAGCUCCGAGGGACACACGGCACAUAUUGGACCGGUCCGAACCGAGCGAGCGUCGUGAAUGAGAUCCGCUCACCUGCCGUGACACCGACGACGAGGAAUACGUGGCCAACUUUUGCCGUAGUGAUGCUGCAGGUGGAAAUGAUCCUCGCCGUCUGCUUGGUGCUGUGGAUGUGUGUUUUUAGCCAGGAGCCCAGUUCCAAAGUGGUGGCCGACCGCUACGCCGUCUUCUGGAACCGGACCAACGCCAAAUUCCAUCGUGGGGACUAUCACAUUGACGUGUGCAUAAAUGACUACCUGGAUGUCUACUGCCCGCACUACGCUGACUCGGUACCCGAGGAGCGGACUGAGCACUACGUCCUCUACAUGGUCAACUACGACGGCUACAGCACGUGCGACCACACCUUCAAGGGCUUCAAGCGCUGGGAGUGCAACCGGCCGCACUCGCCCAACGGGCCUCUCAAGUUCUCGGAGAAGUUCCAGCUUUUCACCCCGUUCUCCUUGGGCUUUGAGUUCAGACCGGGCAGAGAAUAUUACUACAUCUCCUCCACCGUUGCUGAGAACGGGAAGAAAACCUGCCUGAAGCUGAAAGUUUUCGUCCGACCAUCAAACAGCUGUGUGAGAACUAUAGGGGUACAUGACCGUGUUUUUGAUGUAAACGACAAAGUAGACAAUACGUUAGAACCACGAGACGACACGAGCCAUGAACCAGCCGAGCCGUCCCGAAGCGAGGAGACAAACGGUGCGCCGCACCUGCCCCCGUCUACUCCACCUCUGGCUUCACUGUUGCUCUGCCUGGCAGCACUCUUCACCUUAUAGCGCCCCCGCCUGUCUCGGAGGGGCAAUUUACACCCAGCGUGGCCUGAAUCUGCCCGAGGUUGCAGGGGAAAGGGGCCGGAUUUGAGGGCGGAGCUUGUUUUGCUUGAUUGGCAGGCUGCCCAAGGAAUCCCUCGAUUUUUGUUUUCCCCCCAGACAAAGUUUGAAGUGUCUCACCGUUUGU
Molecule: messenger RNA, 1618 nt
Organism: Phycodurus eques (leafy seadragon)
Lineage: Eukaryota; Metazoa; Chordata; Actinopteri; Syngnathiformes; Syngnathidae
Gene: efna5b
Product: ephrin-A5b
Exons: 5
Coding region: 745-1437 (230 amino acids)
Biological process (GO): axon guidance; regulation of actin cytoskeleton organization; regulation of cell-cell adhesion
Cellular component (GO): plasma membrane; external side of plasma membrane
Molecular function (GO): ephrin receptor binding
Source: RefSeq, a predicted model, not a curated record